CUCCUGUCGCUUUGGUGUCUGUGAGUGUGUGUUGUUUCUCUCUCCUGUGUAAGAACACAGCUGCCUGCCGGUCUCCCGCUGGCUGUCGCAGCUUCUCUGACUAGCUUUUCGCCUCCUGCCUCUCCUUCUCUUUCCGCUUAGCUCCUUGUCUUCUGAUACUACUCCCAGUAUGGAGGUGAAUCACUCUGUACAGCUCUCAGGAGAACCCCAGUCAACACCUCCAGGGGACAGUUCAUCAUUACUGAGUCAAAGUGGCCUGGAGAAGCAAGAUGAUAAGGAUUCCUCAACCACACUCCAAACAACAGAGGAUAAGGCAAGUGUGCAGUCUGAACAGGGAGUUCAAGAUAUCUCUGAGGAACUAAAUCGACAACUGGAAGACAUCAUUAACACCUAUGGGUCUGCUACUGAAAAAGAGGGUCCCGUCAAGACAAAGGAGCCACCUGAGAACAUAGAACCACUGGACAAUGAGGAUUUGGAUGGUGAUGAGGCCACUGAAGAGACUGAGAGAGAACCCUUGUCUUCUGGAGAACCAACCACAACCAAAGAGCCUGUCAGCAAUAAAGAGCAAAAAUUGGAAAAGAAAAUCCUUAAAGGAUUAGGCAAAGAAGCCAACGUGCUGAUGCAAAAUCUGAACAAGCUGCAAACACCUGAAGAAAAACUGGAUUUUUUAUUCAAGAAAUAUGCUGAAUUGCUGGACGAACACCGCACUGAGCAAAAGAAGUUAAAGCUCUUACAAAAGAAACAGGUACAAAUCCAAAAGGAAAAGGACCAGUUACAAAGCGAGCACAGCAGAGCUAUCCUCGCAAGAAGCAAACUGGAGAGUCUAUGCCGGGAGUUGCAGAGACACAACAAGACACUGAAGGAGGAAACCCUUCAGCGGGCACGAGAGGAAGAAGAGAAAAGGAAGGAGAUCACAAGUCAUUUCCAGACCACUCUGACGGAUAUCCAGGCCCAGAUUGAACAGCAGAGUGAGAGAAAUAUGAAGCUGUGUCAGGAGAACACAGAGCUUGCAGAGAAACUGAAAAGCAUCAUUGAUCAGUAUGAGCUCAGAGAGGAGCAUCUGGACAAAAUAUUUAAACACAGAGAACUGCAGCAGAAGCUGGUGGAUGCAAAACUGGAACAGGCCCAAGAAAUGAUGAAGGAAGCCGAGGAGCGACACAAACGCGAGAAGGAAUAUUUGCUGAACCAGGCAGCAGAGUGGAAACUUCAGGCCAAAGUGCUGAAGGAACAAGAGACAGUCCUACAGGCUCAGCUUACCCUCUACUCUGGAAGAUUUGAAGAGUUCCAGAACACACUAACAAAAAGCAAUGAGGUGUUUGCCACUUUCAAACAAGAAAUGGAUAAAACAACUAAGAAAAUGAAGAAGUUAGAGAAGGACACAGCCAUGUGGAAAGCCCGGUUUGAGAACUGCAACAAAGCUCUGCUGGACAUGAUUGAAGAGAAAGCACUGAGAGCUAAAGAAUAUGAGUGCUUCGUCAUGAAAAUCGGGAGGCUGGAGAACCUCUGUCGAGCUUUACAAGAAGAGAGAAAUGAACUGUACAAGAAAAUUAGAGACGCAAAAAUGCCUGAAACGGAUGACCGAGGUCAGCACACCUCCGACGAAGAGCCCGAGGCCGCCGUGUCUGGGGGCGUGGGGGUUGAUACAAAGGAAGCCGAGAGCGUUCACAACGCUGUGAAAAACCUGGCCACAGCCUUCAUGGUCAUUCAUCAUCCAGAGUCAACCCCUGACCUGGCCAGAGAAAGCCAACCAGAAUUCGGCAGUCCUCAAGGGGGUGCUGACUCAGCCCUGCGGGAGCCGGAACAAUCCCCUCGGAGCCCUUUAUGCCCUUCCCUGCCUCCCCCAACUCCUCAGGCGGAAGCCGAAGGAAGCCGUGAGGCAGAACUGCCCCCCAGGCCCGGGAAUCCCCCCGCCAGGUCGGAAGCACAGGCCCAAGACCAGGGUCUCCCUGCAGCAGCCCAGGCUGACCAGCCGCCCCAGAAGCCAGAGGCAGAAGCUUCCAGUCAGGCCCCGCAGUCCCCCGCCGAGGCUCCCCUAUCAGCGAUGGAGGCAAAUGAUCAGGCUCCACCAGCCAGGCCAGGUGAGCAGACUCCAGCCGGGGUGCUCGCAAGUGGGCCCAGGAGGCCGCCGCCGCCGCCCCCACCCCCACCGGAAGCAGAGGCAGAGGGGCUGCCCCAAGGGGCCGACACCAACCUGGAAGGAGUAGACUAAGCCUCACUGUGUUUCCGAAGCUCUUCUUCCUGCCAGUACCUCUUCAUCAUAACAGAUUGUCUUCUGAAAAGGCAUUAAGGGCUAGGGAUGUCUAAGGGAAGAGACUUAAUUAGAAUCAAGACAUUUUCAAAUGUUGUGCAGAGCACUCUUAGCCUGUGCUAUUUGUUCUCAAUUUAUAACUCAUUUGCAGCUUUUCUGUUUAACGCUGGUUGAUAGUAUAAUUUUCCCAAAUGGCAACAAAACAUACAAAUAGAAAAUUCGUAUUAGUUCUCCAUUGAGAUGGUAUUUAUUUCAGUUUCUUAAUCAACAAUUAGAUUUGGUGUUUCAACACUUCCACUACAAUAUAUAAAUAUAGGAAAAUGUGAUGUUUCAUUUUAUUUCCCUAUAUAGUUUUGAUAGGUUCCAUAGCAAGUAAUGGAUGUCCAGGCUCCAUUUAAGUAUAUACAUAAUAUAUGCAUACAUAUGGAUGUGUCUGAAUGUAUAUACAUAUAUGUGUAUGUGUCUGAAUAUGUACAUAUGUGUGUGAAUAUAUACAUAUAUGAGUUUAUGCGCCUAUAUAUACAUGUGUGUAUUUUAUAUUAUAUAUACACAUAUAUUUAUAUAUAUAUACAUACAAAUAUAUACACAUAUACAUAUAUACACAUACACACACACAUAUAUAUAUUACACAUACAUUUCAUCCCUUUUUGGAGUUCUGUCAGGUAAAAUAUUUAGAUGGUAAUCAAAAAAAUCAUCUCCUAUUUGCUUGGGGUGAGAGUAGACUAAUGCUCUGUGAAUCAGAAGUAGGAUCAGAAUGCAAGUACUUAGGCCACGUAAUGUUGGGCAAAAACAAGUAACCAGAUGGUAGAUCAAUAAAUCCAACCAAUUGACCAAUUGAUCAAAUGUCCGAACAGCACUCUGCACACAUGGUGAGUGUGCAGAACACAUAGACACGAAGUUGUCACAAGAGGUUGUAAGCAGAAAAGGGGAACAGUCACAGCUAUAGACCGCUCACCUCUUCCAGAUGCCUCUCAGACACAACUCAGCAUAUUGCCUUGCUACCCCGUGUAGUGAGGCAGGGACUCAUGAUUACCUGCAUGGAAAGGACUGGAAGUGGGUUGUGAGCCAGGGCAUGGAGGGAUUGAGGGUCCUCAGACUGACAGAAGGCUAUGCUCUUAUUCCUGCCUCCUGUGCGAUAGGAGUCUUGAGAAAGAAUGUUCACCUGCCCCUACCAGGUCCCAAGCUCCCUCACUGUCAUCUACUGCUCUCUUUCCAGAGGGUUUCCACCACUUCUUGUCGUCAUGGCUUUCAUGUAUAUUCUCAAAGCACCUGCACAUUUUUUCCAACUUCUUCCCGCCCCAGACUUUGCAGGAAAUUUUACCCAGACUUCAUUUCAAUUAUUGCUAACUAAAAGCGAUUAUUUUUCCAAAACAGAAGUCCACAUAGGAUCUCAAUAUGAGUGAUAAGGCAUACAAACCAACACGUUAUCUGCUUUUUGGAAUUCUCUACAAAGAACAAAUGGGUCCCUACUCAAAAUGGUUUGAAAAAUAGGUAAGGACUCAGGAGAAGGCAAAAGCUAGAGACACCUGGGGUUGUCUACAUGAGUAUUACAUUGCCCUUGCUGGACAAGAACCUCUAAUACUGCUGAUGGCAUAAGUUACUCAACCUAGGGUAGAGGGAGACUGGAACAAUGAAACAGGAAGCAAGGGAGAACAGGAGGGCAAAGAAGAGAAGAAGAGGGAGAGGAGGGAGAAAAUGAAAAAAUAAAUCUAACCCAGCCCUACCUUAAAAGUUGAAUUCAAACGGAAAAAUGGAUAAAGGCAAGAUUCUCUACUAUUCCUUCAGAAUACCAUUCUUCAGUGUCGCAGGGGGCUUUCUGCCAGGGGACACAAAGUGCUUGUAGGCAGCAACCAGAUGCUCCAAAAAUUGUAAACUGCAUAUAACUUGUUUGAAGUAGACAGUGAGGGUAAGAACAAAAUGCUAAUCAGG
Molecule: messenger RNA, 4177 nt
Organism: Lutra lutra (Eurasian river otter)
Lineage: Eukaryota; Metazoa; Chordata; Mammalia; Carnivora; Mustelidae
Gene: TXLNB
Product: taxilin beta
Exons: 10
Coding region: 170-2209 (679 amino acids)
Molecular function (GO): syntaxin binding
Source: RefSeq, a predicted model, not a curated record